UUUUUUUUUUCCACAUUUUUUUUUAUCAAGCCAAUUUUUUUUUUCCCCCUUCAGAUUCCGUCGAUUCCGCCUUCUGAAAAAUAUCUCCGACCGAGUCGAUUUCCGAGUGGACGCCCAAAUUCACGCGAUGACCCUUGGCUCAGGAGGAUCCAGCGUCGUGGUCCCUCGAAAUUUCAGAUUGCUGGAGGAACUAGAACGUGGAGAGAAGGGAAUUGGUGAUGGUACCGUAAGCUAUGGAAUGGAUGAUGGAGAUGAUAUUUAUAUGCGAUCAUGGACUGGUACCAUCAUCGGCCCUCAUAACUCUGUACAUGAAGGGCGUAUAUAUCAGUUGAAGUUAUUCUGUGACAAAGAUUAUCCGGAGAAGCCUCCUAGCGUUCGGUUCCAUUCCCGGAUCAACAUGACUUGUGUAAACCAUGAAACUGGAGUGGUGGAGCCGAAGAAGUUCGGGCCGUUAGCAAAUUGGCAACGGGAGUACACGAUGGAGGACAUAUUGACGCAGCUGAAGAAAGAAAUGGCUGCUCCACACAACCGCAAGCUCGUCCAGCCUCCCGAAGGUACCUAUUUCUAGCGUCAACUCAUAUAAGGUUCCUCCCGACUCGGCCAUCCCUAAAGUAUAUCGUUGGUGUAAGUUGUUGUCAAAAUGUAAGUUGCAAAGCUUUCUCCCAUCGAACUUUUCCGGCUUCUUGCUACUCUUUUAUGUUGUACUAUCAUCUUGUUGUUGUUGAUGAUUGUGUUGUUGGAAUGGUUUUCUAAAAUGGGAAUUCUACCUUGUGAUUGUUAA
Messenger RNA from Andrographis paniculata, 781 nucleotides. Its product is annotated as ubiquitin-conjugating enzyme E2 variant 1C. The record is from RefSeq and is a predicted model, not a curated record. Gene Ontology annotation, biological process: DNA damage tolerance; protein K63-linked ubiquitination. The transcript is spliced from 4 exons. NCBI's taxonomy places the organism in Eukaryota, Viridiplantae, Streptophyta, Magnoliopsida, Lamiales, Acanthaceae. Bases 128 to 568 code for a protein of 146 amino acids. Gene Ontology annotation, cellular component: nucleus.